CUCCACCCAGAAGCUCAGUUUUCCUUCCUCCCAUCGCACCGUCCCUUGCGGCCGUCGCGACAGCCCGCCGCCCCGCCCCGCACCGGAACGUCGCCGGCCGCUGGCCUCCAACCCGCCGCCCUCUUGCCGCUGACCGCCCAACCCGCCUCCCACUCGCCGCCGCUUGUCUUGGGGCUCGGCGCGACCCCGCGCGCAAGUGGCGCAGCGCGCGGUCCGCUACUGCGUCCCUCCACCCAGAACCCUUCCUCCCAUCGCUUCGUUUCCAAGAGUCCAUGUUUCUCUCCCUUGACCUGUCGCUUGCCUGCGCCGUCGUCGCCUUCCCAUGGAGGCCCUCAUCCCAACUAAUCUCACGGGUCCCCUCCCGCUGCAACCUCACAUGCCACGCAGCGGCGCCCAAAGUGCCCCUCCCCAUCGCCUCGCCGGCCUCCCUCGGGGACGACCCUAGCAAGUGGGACCCCGCCGAGUGCGACGCCCUCCUCCGCGGCGGGGAGCAGGUCGCCUCCGUGCUGCAGGAGAUGCUCACGCUGAUGGAGGACAUGGAGAUGGAUGGUGCAUUUGAGCCGGUUGCUGUGGAGCUGGUGGCACAGGGAGUUAUUGGGAAGAGGGUUGACGAAAUGGAGUCAGGCUUUCUUAUGGCACUUGAUUACAUGAUACAACUUGCACAGAAAGACGCAGACGAUGAGCGUAAGUCUCUUCUUGAGGUAAUUAAGCAGACAGUGCUAGACCAUCUGACAAAGAAAUGUCCUCCACAUGUCCAGGUUGUUGGACUCCUUUGCCAGACUGAAAAGAAAGAGAGCAGGCAUGAAUUGUUGCGCCGUGUAGCUGCUGGUGGAGGUGUUUUUAAGAACGAUAAAGGUCUUAAGUGCCAAAUUCCUGGGGCAAAUCUUAGUGACAUAGCAAAUCAGGCAGAUGAUCUACUAGAGUCAAUGGAAUCUAGGGACACCAUUCCUGAUCGAAAACUUCUUGCAAGACUAGUUAUAGUAAGAGAAGAAGCUCGGAAUAUGAUGGGAGGUGGCCUGUUAGAUGAGAGAAAUGAUCGUGGUUUGUCUACCCUCCCUGAGGCAGAGGUAAACUUUUUGAGCAAGCUCGUUGCUCUUAAACCUGGGAAGGCAUUGGAAAGGAUGAUAAAGGAUGUUAUGAAUGGCAAAGGGGAAGGUGCUGAUAACAUUGAACCAAGUGCUGGUUCGCAUUCUGAACAGGAGAGGCUAACUGGAGUAUUAGGAAGGGGAAGUGUAUCUGGCCACAAGCCACGGCCAGUCCGCCCUGGAAUGUUCCUUGAGACUGUUUCCAAGGUCCUGGGUGGCGUAUAUGCAAGUAACACAUCUGGCAUUACAGCUCAACAUCUGGAAUGGGUACAUCAAACAACACUCAAAAUUCUUCAGGAAAUGGCCUUCUAGCAUUGUUAUCAGGGUUCACUAAUAGUUUUGAACAUGAGGAGUAUAUAGCUGCACAUCUGUAGCUAUUGAAGGUACAUGAUAUCAGAGUCUUGUGUGCACCAAGGUAUGGACUGUUUUCUACCUACUGGAUUUACUGGUCCUACCGGUCCCGCUGUGGUUGAUAUUGGAGACCUUUUUUAAGUGGUCACAUAUCUUUUUGUUGAGAAGUGGAGUGGAAGAAACGAUAUGGGUUAUCUAAAGGCCAAAGAUCACUCGUGGGAAGAAUGUUGCCGCGUUGUGCAGUCUAGAAGUAACUUAGAGGCUUGGAAGCAACUCCAAUAGUUUGCUAAAACUCAAUUGGCAAAUCUAUAGUUUUGCCAAGUCAAGUAAAAAAAGAGGCCUUCUCCAACCGUUUGCUAUUUGGGCUUGGCAAAAGAACUUGGCAUCCUAGGAUUUUUGUCAAAAUCACAAAAUUGAGCCUCCAACAAGUUGGCAAAACUAGUUGGCAAAUUGGGAUACACGUGAUGCCAAGUGAUGGAGGACUUGGCAUAUUUGCCAAGCGAAGGGGGAAUUUUGCCAAACUCACGAAAUUGCCAAGUAGUUUUGCCAACUUGUUGGAGGCUGUUUUUUGUGGUUUCGGUAAAAAUCCUAGGAUGCCAAGUACUUUUAGCAAACUGUUAGAGUUGCUCUUGGUUGUCAUUGCCAAUUGACUAAUUUUAAGUACUAGACUCAUAACAGAUUUGAGGUGUAAUACCAUUAUUGACAUUAGUGUUUGUUCCUUGGCAGUCUGUAAUUUUAUCUUUUCACACAGGUUGUUUAUUCGUCAUAGGUGAUAUUCGGUUAGAAGAAGCUACAAUUAAAGAGUGGUAUCUUGGAAUGCAAUAAAAUGUGGCUACAAUAGUCUGAAUAUAUAACCCCAGGUCUUUUCUCCGGUUGGCAACAGGCAAGUGAUGGGGGAAAUAUGUGUGUGAGUGGGGGUGGGGAGACAACUUUUCCGUACAAACAUAUAGAAACUAAUUCAGAUAAAUGCACUUAUAUGUAAAGAUUUUGUAACUUAGCAUAUCUACGGUUCAUCCAUAUAUGUAAACACACGAAAAUGUUGGGAUGCAAAAUCAGUUUGGAAAAAAUCAUAUGAAAAUGACAAAUUCAUUUAGUAUGUGCACAGAAGACAAAAUUCUAGAAAUUUUGUCUUCUAGUAGACAUGCACUUGAAAUUUAUUAUUUUCGUAUGAAUUUUUUAAAAUGAUUUUGCAUCUCAAAUAUUUCAUAUGGGUAUAUGGGUGAACUAUAGAUGUGCCAAGUUUCAAAAUUUUUUGAGUCAUGGAAAUGCAUUUUCUUAAUUUGUUUUCA
This is a messenger RNA of Sorghum bicolor (sorghum), 2725 nucleotides long. RefSeq names its product protein PEP-RELATED DEVELOPMENT ARRESTED 1 homolog, chloroplastic. Lineage: Eukaryota; Viridiplantae; Streptophyta; Magnoliopsida; Poales; Poaceae. Gene Ontology annotation, cellular component: chloroplast nucleoid. The record is from RefSeq and is a predicted model, not a curated record. The transcript has 9 exons. The coding region runs from base 273 to 1397 and encodes 374 amino acids. Gene Ontology annotation, biological process: regulation of DNA-templated transcription.